AUGGCUGAGGAAAUCGACGACUCCGACUUCUAUAGGGAGAACUUCAGCGCGGACUCCGAUUGGGAGGUGUUCAAUGCGCAAUUGGCAGAAAUACUGCAAAAGUGGGACGUUCAGAAUGCCGAUUGGGGACGGGAGCUGAGGCCAGAGGAGCUGUUCUCCUGCAAAUGGCAGGUGGAGUCUGAAACGCUGAACCUGCUACGCAACAACAUUGCCGUGGAAUACUACGAGGCGAAGGUGUCGGCGUCAGAAGUUGCUUCGCCAGAGCACGAGGAGGGCAGCAACGUCUGCCUUCAGCGCACGAGUUGCCAUCACGAUUUGAUGAGCAGCGUCAACAGCUUCGGGCCGCCAAUUAGCAGCUCCAACGAGCUGCACAUGCUGGCUCGCAUUUACGGACUGCGUCGCUUCAUUGUCCUGCAUCCAGUCAAUAGCCAGUUUUUGAAGUCAACUUCCGAGUUCAAUUUCUUUUUGAGCGCUGCCGCUGUUUCAUCUGCCGAGGUGGGCAGUGUGGUGCCGAUUUUUGUGCAAAUCUACGAUCCCAAGUGGAAUUUCUAUACCGGCUUGGCUUUUGCGCCAGCGCUGCGCACAAACUUUCGGCUGAUUGGUCUGGACCAGCCGCAGAAGGAGUGCCUCUAUCUGAUGCGGCAGCUGGCCAUGUUCAAGGAGAAGGUGCCCGCCUCCUACACCCAACCGGCGAUGGUGUCUGUCCGCAUGACCUACGCCUUGGACACGAUGCGCAUUCGCAUGCCCAUGAAUGUGCCCUUCGACCAUGGACUCAACUCGGAGGACAUUGUGGUCUCCGGUGAGGUGGCUCCGCUAGAGACAAUGCACUUUCACGCUCUGCCGCAUGGAUACACGCCCGAGAGCCGCACUGAGAUCUAUUUGGUGUACACAUGGCCAGAGCUGACGGAGCAUGUGGCCUUCGACAGCGAGCAGAGCUCGGAUUUUGUGCCCUCCAAGGCGCCCCUGGGCCAGAUAUAUCUGUCGGUGGAGGCAUCGUCGUAUCUCUCCUGCUGCCUGCAGGACUAUCAGCAGGCUGGGCGAGUGACUCGCACCCUCGAAUCGUAUGUGGGCCGCAAUUUCUCUGGCAUUAGCAGUGGCGCCGAGGCAGCCAAUCCUCUCGACCAGCUCACAGAGCACAAGUUGAAGACACGCCGGGGCCAGUACGAGCUGCCCUCUCGGGCCGGGCAGAGUAAACGCCUGCCUGGACCCAUGACUGAGAACGAGUUGAAUGAGCUGCUGACUUAUCUGUUCCCGGACAUGCAUCCGGAGACGGCUCUAUUUCCAUAUGCUAAGGAGAGCUUCAGGGAUAAGUUCGAUCCGAUGCGCAUUAAGAGCGCGGUGCCCGAUUCUUUGGUCUGUCGCUUAAGCUGCUUGCUGGCCACAUGCCAUGCCCAUCUUGGCGGCUUCGAGGGCAUGGCUCAGCUGUGGGCGGCCUUCACCCGUCAGCUACGCAUGCUUUGGGACAACUCGCUAUCGGUGCCGGGCAUUACGCCGGGCUUUCCCGAUACGCGCACUUGUCUGCUCCACCAAAAGCUGCAAAUGUUGAACGUCUGUGUGGAUCGUCGCGUGCAACGUGAGGCGGCGAGUAAACGCAAACAACAACAACAACAGCAACAACAACAAACACAGCGUACAGUAACAACAAACAUCACGGACGAUGAGCAGGAAGAUGAUGAUGAAGAUGAUGGCGAGUUCUAUGACUGCGACGAGCCCACAUCCGCUUCUAGUUCGCCCAUCAAAGCCGUGCUUAGCAUUAGGCCAGAGGGUCGUCUGCAACGCCUGAGCGAGGAACGACUGCUGGACGAGCCCGAAGAAUUCCUCUACAUACCCGUCACACAGGAGCCAGUGCCGAAAACCGAAGACCAGCUGCAAGAUGAUGCUGAGAUCAUGUUGAAAUUGGGUCCAGGCUCGGGUCUAACCACGCAAAUGAUGUGCACCUCGCUGCUCUCGGAUAUGGAGGCAUUCAAGGCGGCCAAUCCUCGUGGCCAAAUGGAGGACUUCAUACGCUGGUACAGUCCCAAAGACUGGGAGCAGGUCGAAGAUGAAUCGGGGAAAAUAUCGCAUCAGUUGAGCGUGCGUAUGACCACUCCGGGCAACACUUGGCAAACCGUGUGGCAACAGGCCCAACCCGUGCCCGUGGCACGCCAAAAGCGUCUCUUCGACGACACCAACGAGGCACUGAAGGUUCUGCAGUUUCUGGAAACGCGCAACAUGAGCGAGAUUUAUGCCUUGACAGUCAUUCCAUUGCUACACUCAGCCAUUCUGAAAAUAAUUGACCUCUUCAACAACGCUCAGGUGGAGGAUGUGUUCAGCGCACAAAUCGAGCAAUGGCUGAGCGAUUUGUGUCGCCUCUCACGCGCACAUGGCAGCGAUGAGAUGCCCCUCAUUAAGGGGGCAUUGGAUGACUUGGCCGAGCUGGAGCGUCGCUUCUAUCAGUUCAGGUGUUUCGAGCGCCUCUCGGGCUAUCCUAAACGCAGCACUCAGGCCCAGGUGAAGCGGCAGUUUGAGGAGAUACUGAAGAACGACAAUUGUUGCACGAUUGUCAAUAAGAAAUUGAGCGCUGCCGGCGAUGUCUUGGGCAGUAGUGGCGGAAGUCUGUACGACAUAUUGAAUCCGAAGCAGGACAAAGAUAUGUCUGAGCGACUGAUAACAAAGGACUACGUAAUACGUUUGGAUGGUGAUGCCAAAACAGCGGAGAAGGGUGAAUAUCUCGGACCACAAUUCAUGCGCGCCAUCGUCACGGGCGAAAAAUUAAGACUGUGUGGUGCGUUUACCGAGAGCACAACAUUUAUUUAGGGAUAUAGGAUUGAAAUCCAAAAUAAAUCAUUAGUGGAACUCUCAAAGAAAUUGUACUAUAUCCUCAAUUUAUUUAUAACAACACAAAUGUGCUUUUUAUAUAAACUAUAUUUAAUUUAUAUUGUAAUAGUUUCCUAAAGCUCUAUUGGCGUACUCAUCUAUUUGGAAGGUAUAUGGCUUAACAAAUUCUUUAGAUUAUUGUGCACAUUUUUUAUAAUUGUUAUUAUUUUUAAAACUGUUUUGUUUUAUUGGUGAAUAUGGUGUGUUUUAAAUGAAAAAAACUAUUGUUACUUCUAAUAUAUGC
Scaptodrosophila lebanonensis is the source of this 3100-nucleotide messenger RNA. It is a transcript of the gene Rab3GAP1, whose product is annotated as rab3 GTPase-activating protein catalytic subunit. Gene Ontology annotation, molecular function: GTPase activator activity. Bases 1 to 2796 code for a protein of 931 amino acids. The record is from RefSeq and is a predicted model, not a curated record. Lineage: Eukaryota; Metazoa; Arthropoda; Insecta; Diptera; Drosophilidae. Gene Ontology annotation, biological process: positive regulation of GTPase activity. The transcript has 6 exons.